Messenger RNA from Styela clava, 1940 nucleotides. Lineage: Eukaryota; Metazoa; Chordata; Ascidiacea; Stolidobranchia; Styelidae. The record is from RefSeq and is a predicted model, not a curated record.
ACAAGAGCUUGUUGAGGUUCCAGAACCGAAAUUAGUACUUUUCGAACCGUUUGUAAUAUAUCGUUGAAAGUAGCUAAAUCGUUUCUAUAUGCUAUAGAAUAUAGCCUAACGCUUCCAAUAGGCCAUCGCGCAAACAUCUUGGCAAAAAAAAAACUUGUCCAAAUUGGAAUGACUUAAAAAUUUAAAUCAGACACGAUCGCGUCAAUGAUUGCAACACUUUGACUCGUGCAUUUGCUUUGAAUAAAUAUAAUUUUAGGCUCCAACUUCAGCAAUUUAUCGAAUAACCAGUAUUGGAUUUUGUCAAUAAUUUAACUGACAGGCAACAUGAUGUUGCAUUUAUGGAAUGUUGAAAACCCUAUAUACGUUUUCAUUUAUAUAAUAUUAUCAAAAUUUUUGCAAACCGGUUCUUGGAAAGUCCGCGAUCUCGUUCCUGACCAUUGAGAUCCAUUCAUUUUCAAAAAUGAGACCAUAUUGUUAGGGAAUUUGACACAAGAGAGAAUCCGUUUCUAAAAUUUUGAUGUUAUAGCGACACGUAGGAAAUUUUAAGAACAUUUUGCAGGUUACACAAUCAAGCCCUGUCUCGAACGCGCAGAGAGAUAGCAAACAACAUUCACAAACCCGUUAGAAAGUUGAUCUUUAUCACAUUGGGAUAUCACCAACUUUCUAUAGGGUUUCUUGGAUGUUGUUCCAUAUGAUUCCGCGCGUGCCAAGACUGGGUUUCCUUUUAACUGUGAGCUUCAAAGUCUCUUAACAAGAUUGCUUGAUUGUGUAAAAUAUUCUUUAGUUAAAAACGGCAAAGAUGAAACAAUAUAAAAUAGCGAUAAAGAGUAAAACAUAACCUGCAGUUGAUUUGUGCGAGAGUGUCAAGUCGAAUCUCGAAUACGACCAAAAACUGAACGCGUCAACGCGUCGUGACCGAGAAGACCCAGACCUGGGGUCGCUAUGAUACCAUUACCGGUUUUAACAAUAAUUCAUAACUUGCGAGUUGCGACACUGGACCGUGCAUUUUCUUUAUUCUCUAAUUUAUAUUUAUGCACUAACUUAGUAUUUCAUCUCAUUAUAGGAAAAACUAUCUGAACGCCUUUAAGUUCCAGGCCAUGAUGCAGAAAUUUCUUGUGUCUCUCUUGCUGUCGGCUGCUGUAAUGUCUAUGUUGCUGGGUCAAGCAUACGGCAUCGAUAUUUGGACUUAUCCGGAAUGUACAGAAGACACGGAUUGUAGACCUAAGGAAUAUUGUGACAUCUUUACGAAUGGCUGCGACGAUAAAGAAUGUGAAGAUGACGACGAAUGUGGACCUAAGCAAUUUUGUCACGCCGGUUGGUUUGAUUGCUACGAUAAAGAAUGUGAAAAAGACGAUGAUUGUGAACGUGGGGAAUUUUGUGACUUUAAGUACGAAUGCAGUUCGGAAGGUUGUAAUGGAGACAAUGGUCAAGAUUCUGGCCAAUAUUGCGAAGAAUAUUUGUGUGUUUCGCGCUUGUAAUUCUUGCUUUUUACGAAUAUUUGCGUAUUGCCUCCAUAUAUAUCAUGCAGAAAUGAGUGACCGCAUCUUUUUUUGCAUGGCCCGUUGUUUGUCUUACCAGUUUGUCUAAUUCUGAGCAAUUUUGAGAUCAAUCCAAUAGAAUUAAUAGAGAUCUAUUUAUGAUAUUAUGCAACCACAAUUCGGCCAUCGGCCACAAUAUUAUCGGCCCUAUACGGGUCCGAACUGCAUUUAGCAUCAAUCGCGAGUACAUAGUAGCAUGGGGAUCACUUUUAAGAAACAAGUUUGGUUCAUAAACUCAACUCCGAACAUGCUUAUGGUUGUUUUUUAAAUAUUUUUAUGCGUGUUAGGAGACAUUUUUAAACUCUAAUAUUCUCUUUUACCGGUAUAUCGGUAUUUUCUGAAAAAAAUAUUUUGAUUUGUUUUGAAUUGUUUUUCCACUUUCCUAAUUUGUCUUUCGAAUUC